ACAGUACCACAGCAGAAGAAAAUUUAAGUGGCGGUGUUUGGAAUGGACAACAACAAAAGCUCUGAUGUAGUUGCCGAUUUAUUUUAUAAAUAGCUUAGAUUUUAUUCCAUUGCUGCAAUUUGGAGGUCGCAGCAAGACAUCGACAGUUUCCAGGAAUAUGAAGAGGAGAAAUGUCGAAUGUGGCAAGCUGCGGAGGCCCUUGAAACGAAACAAAAUCACCGAAGGAAUUUACGGAAGCACUUUACUCUACUUAAAAUUUGUAAUCCUAUGGGCUCUAGUGCUUCUCGCCGACUUUAUUCUGGAGUUCCGAUUUGAGUUCUUGUGGCCAUUCUGGCUGCUUCUACGAAGUGUUUACGACUCUUUCAAAUAUCAAGGCUUAGCCUUCUCCGUGUUUUUUAUUUGUAUUGCCCUCACGUCAGAUAUGAUAUGUUUUUUCUUCAUCCCAGUCCACUGGCUCUUCUUUGCUGCCAGCACAUAUGUGUGGGUGCAGUAUGUGUGGCACACAGAAAAAGGCAUUUGCCUACCCACAAUUUUUUUGUGGCUGCUCUUCGUGUACAUAGAAGCAGCUGUACGCUUGCGAGACUUCAGGCAUUUGCCGUACCGCCUGGAUCUGUGCCGGCCGUUCGCUGCGCAUUGCAUCGGCUACCCAGUGGUUACGCUGGGAUUUGGAUUCAAAAGUUACGUAGGGUAUAGAAUGCGACAGCGAAAACAAAAAGAGGUUGCAAAAGAAAACGAAUUCUUCAUGCAGCUGUUGCGGCAAGCGCUGCCACCGGAGCAACAGCCGCAACCUCAGCAGUCUCAGCAGUCUCAGCCCUGCCACAACACUAGUCCAGAGAAGAGCAGAGGGGACGCGGGGCUCUCCAACGGAGUGGUGCACAGCAUAGUGGCGCCUCCGCACUCGACCACGAUAACGAAAAACAACCACAGAAAGUCGCUGGACAAAGGGGACCGCGACAAGUGUGCGGAGCCCGAUCCCAAGACUUCGACAGAGAAAGCUGCCAAGUAUCUGCACACGAACGGCAGCAUCCACACAGAGCUCGAGUUUAUCGAGAGAGUAGGGUCGGUAAAUGACUACGACGAGAACGAGCUAGAGAAGGACAAGAGUGUGAAAGGCUCUGUCCAGACCUUGAGGCCAAACGCUUCAGGGAAGUGGAGUAGCAACCAAGCGCGCGAGAACGCCGUCAACACUCAGCGUGAAAAGAAGAACAAAUCAAACAGAGAAGCCAGCGACAGCUCGGCAGUUCAUCAAAAGGAUGACUACUGCCUCAGGUUGGAAGCAGACGUCAAACGACUGAAAAUCGAUCUCCAGUCCAGCCGGCAGGUAGAGCAGGACCUCCGUAGUCAGGUCAACUCGUACCUGUCCUCUGAGAGGAGCCUAAAGAACGAACUGUCCCAGCUGCAGCAGGACAAUGACAACUUACAGUCAAAGCUGCACGGGCUGGUGUCUGCGCGACAGACGGACAAACAGGCCAUCUCGCAGCUGGAGCGCCGCCUGCAGGAGGAGAGGCGUGUGCGUAGCUCGCUCGAGAGCCAGCUCGCGGCCGAACGCAAGGCCAAGAAGGCCGAGGAGGCGGCUGCCGCCCGAGCCGUCGCCCUCGCUGCUGCCAACAAGAAUGGCGGUUGCUGCACGGAAAAUUGUCGUGCUCGCCAGCGGGACCUGGAGACAGAAGGCAAGCAGCUGCGACGAGAACUCAAAGCUAAGGAUGAAAAAUACUUGGCUGCCGAAAGAGAAGUUCAGAGCCUGCGCCAGUACAAGGAGAGUCACAACGACUCGGAGAUCCUGAUGUCGGCGCUCUCCGCCAUGCAGAACAAGACGGCGCACCUCGAGAACAGCCUCAGCGCAGAGACCCGUAUUAAGCUGGACCUGUUCUCCGCCCUGGGCGAGGCCAAGCGACAGCUCGAGAUACGCGAGAACAUGAUCCGCGACCAGGUGAAGGAGAUAGACGAGCUGAAGUCAAAGAUUGCGGAGGUGUUUGCGGUGGUCCCGCCGGAGGCACUGCAGUCCCCGGGGCCCCUCAUGGGCUCGUCGAAGCUGCGCCUGAGCGAGAGCUGCACCAUCUCCAACCUCGACCCCAACGCCACCGCGUACACACCCAAGGGCAUCAUCACCGUCAUCACGUCGACGGAGGCCUGAGCGGGCCCCGCUCCCCACCUCCGCACCUUUUUCAUUCUCACAGCAAUAUUUCUCCAGGGGGAGACGACGUCCAUCUUCGGUCAGGAGGGAAAAGACACAUUCCAUGACCCACGGUCCGGAAGUAAGUGUAUGGUUGUUUAUCCUCGGUUUUCGGAUUGUUUGGCUCCCUGAUGAAACCUCUGUGCAUCGGUAAUCCAUUUGAUGCGGAGCUGAACUGUUGUCGAGCAAACCAACUCUUGUCGUAAAGAACUGUGUGCGUACUGAAUGUCACCCACAGAAUAUGGCGCUUUGUGUCGCAUGAAAUUCUUUGCACAAUUUUUUUUUUUUUUUUAUUUAAAGAUAGUAUUUUUGUAUCAUACAAUUGGAAGUAUUUAUUCUGGCAGAAAAAUUAUUUUUACAAUCAAAAAAGUAAAAUAGGAAUAAAAAUUGCUAUUUUUCAGCAGAAAGCUUAAUGUUACUGAGUUCUUGUAGUAAGUGUAUAAAAAGUUAAUAUAAAUUCAGACACUUAAUUAUUUUUGAAUGUUUGUGGUAACGCCAUGGUUACUUAAUUAAAAAGAAAAUUUUAUUUAAGAAAUAAUUUAUUUUAAAUUUAAAAUAAUGCUUUUUUUUUUUUUAAUUUACAUCACAUUGUCAUAUGUUCCUGCUGAGCUAUUUCUGUCAUUUUUACUAGUUAAUUGUUUUAGUUAAUAAACUAAUUUCAUAUACAUGUUUCCAAACAAUAAUUUUGAAUAUAGUUGUAAGCAAACAAUUUUCGAUUAGUGACAACAUUUUGAUGCAAGAUUUUAGUAGUUUUGGUGUGUAAUAAUUGUUUGUAUAGUUUUCUGUAUUAUUAUUUUUUUCUGCACAGUUUUGAAAAUUUUUAACUAGUUGUAUCAUGGAUUUUUAGAUUUUGCAUUAAGCACUGUAGUAUUACUAGUAAUAUACUAUUAUACCAUACCAAGCAGACAGGAUAACAAGUUUGUGGUGAGUAAACAAGAAUUAAAAUGACUUAAUGUGUGGGAUAAAAAUUAAUAAAUCACACAAGCAACUUACAAAUGAGGUAUGUGCAAAGAAUAAACAUGUUGCUUAUGGGUUAUGGCCAAGUAACUUAAAACGUGGUCACUUAUGCUUAAAAGGCAACUAAAAUACUCCUAUGCAUCACACUGUGUGUGUGUUUGUUUCUCCUACCUUGUUUUCUGUCAACACUAUCUACAUAGUACUGCCACAGUAGAGUAGAAUCAUCUGUAUUUGCCGAAUAGCAUUGUGGGUCACAUUCAGCGAUGAUGCAAUUUUUAUUGGUUUGUGCCAUGAAAAAAAUGAAACCAGAUCACUUUUAGUGUGUGACAUGUCAUGUAUUUUCCCUCCCUUGCAUGUCUUUUUUUUUUUUUUUUUUUUAUGUGUAACAUCUUAGCUCUUGGUAUACGGCAUUUGGUGGCAGUAAUCUCGUGAAUGCGAUGGAAGUUAAGGAAUAGAAAUGUGUAACAACCUCAGUGCUGCCAUCUGUGGUGGAUGUCACAAACCAAAGUUCAUAAAUACAAAAGGAAACUUUAUAGUAUUAACUGUUUAAUGAAUUUUAACAAGAUAGGCAGCAUUUUAAUCAAAAUUCCUGUUAAAAAUCACCUGCAAAGCUGGGGUUUAGUAUUUUUUCAAGUCUUUUUCACUUUCUCAUAGCUGUUUCAUUAUAUAGUUUAAAAUUUUGUUCUGCUGAUAAAAUGAUUUAGUAGCUAAUGUAGCUGCACCGGCAGCAAAUUCUACCAGCGGGUGCAUAAACUAAGCGUGAUUCGCGUCCCGAAAUUUAGUUGAAAACAUAGUUUGCAUAUACAGUAGAACCCUAAUUUUUAUGUUUUCCCCUUUAUUUGCACCAUUUUAUUUAUUCCGUUUUCAACCUUAUUUGACGCAAUCGAAUAAAUUCCCAUUUAUUACAACACGCCUACAAUGUGCUUCCCACAAUUUACGCUGUUUGUUUAUGAUAUACCUACAUUGAUUCAUUAUUUCUGUGUUUUGUCUUAUUCAUCAUAUGUAUGAAGAUAACACUUUCAUGUGAAAUACCAAAACCAAAAUGCUGUUGGAAACACUAGCAUUUUAGCUCUUGGACUUUUCAAUGUGCUCUUCCAUUAGAAAAUUGUAUUUACAGGCUGCCAACACUGACCUAAUAAUGGUACUUUGAGAAUAUGUUAGAACACGAAGCUAGUGUUACUGUUAUUAAAAAUUCAGGCUGUCCAUCAGUAACUCAUAUAUACCAAAUUACAUAGUUUGUAUUAACUGUAUUCAUCUGUCAAUAUCCAUCAAUCGAACAUAAAAUUUUGUAUUUUGCUGUGAGUAAUUAACUGAAUUUUUAUCUGUGGGUAGUUUAUCAAUAAGCCAGCUUAUAAAAAAUGGAAAACAUAUUCAACUGAUGAAAAACUAAACAUUUUAAAGAGUGUGGAUAAAUACAAAGGUACUCUUGUUUCACUCGCUGAAAAGUUAGGCAUGCCUAUGUCAGAUCUGAACACAAUUGUGUUAAAUUGCGAAAUCAUUGAAGGAAAUGCAGCUCAGUGUGUUAAUGAAGUACUGUAUUUUUAUUAAUAUACUUAACCUGUAACAUCACUGUUCUCUGAGCAAAAAAUAAUUUUUAAUACAUUUCCCUUAUUUUACACUUCCCUGCAUUUAAAUACAUCCCCUUGAAUAGUGUAAAAAAGGUUCUACUUAUAAUGCUUGGCAUUAUUUUAGAAAUUUCUAUCUAGAAUUUCAUGUCCGAGUUUCAUAUAAGUAUACUUCCCAUCAUGAGAACACGAAUUUGCUCGUUACCGAGGUUAGAUGUUACACGUCAUCGGCGAGUACGAAAAGACUUGCUCACUUUUUUUUUCUGGAGAACAUUGUAUUAAGUUUAAAAUGCUGAAUGCAAAUUGGUGCGUGCCAUUUCGAGGACUGUGUUUUAUUUAAUGAUUAAUGAUUGUAUUUAUGAGUGUCAUAUUUCAGACCCAAUUUUAGCCACUGAUUAGAAUUUUUGUUUGUGAAGUUGUCUCUCUCUUUUUUUUAUUUUAAUGUUUUGAAUAAGUGUUGCAGAGUUUUUUGGAUGACAAAAGAUAACUAUUUAAUUUUGCUACUGUAUGUUGGAGUGAUGUGGGUGCCUCAAGUACAAAGCACGUAACAACUAAGGACUGAUUUUUGUAAUCUUUAAACUUAUUGAAAUUUAGUUUUAGUUUGCUACGUACGGUAGAUCAAAGAUCUUUGCAGGUUAAUCUCAGAAAGUGGUAAUGUUUGCAUCCCAACAUGUCUGUAUAAUUUUUUUGUACAGUUGGGAACUUAUUUUUUGUCUUGCCAUUAUAGUUUUGCAGAUUGUGGACCUUGUCAGUGAUACCAACCUAGUCAAACAGUGCUGCCCCCUUCUUUUGACCAGUAGUUGCAUUUUCAAAUACUCUUUUUAAACUGUUUUGCACUUCAGAAGCCCAGUCACACCUGGACUCGCAUACUUGUUAAUUAUCUAAACAGAACUCAUGAUGUGUUGAUCUUAGAAUUAGCUUGUAUUUAUUACUAAUUAAAGAAAAUUAAUUUUUGGCUGGCAAGUUAAUACUAGCACAAAGGUACUGCAUAACUUUACAUCUGACUUUGUUUCGUUAACAAGAAAUAUUUGUGUGUUAGUUUGUAAUUUUUAAGGAUUGAGAAUUGCAUUUAGGCUGCUGCCAAAUUGUGUUCAGUUACUGGAUUAUUUUGGUGGCACCCAGAUCAUUAUUUGUACUUAAUAUUUUUUUCUUUUCAAUUUUUAUUUCAUUUGAAAGUUUUUCUUAGGUUGUAAAAGUAAGUCUUCAGAUAUGAAAUUCAUAGAACAAAAUACAGUUCGCUUUUGGCAAAACAGUGGCCGAACAAAAUUUCCCCACGUGGGAGCGCUUUAAUGUAACGCUAAGACUGAAAAAUGAACUCUUUGUUGUUUUUAUUUUCUGACAAUUUAACAUUUGUACUUAUGUUUCUUUUAGUAAUCGUAUGAAAUAAUUCUUACAGUAGGAAAUGUGUUCUAAUAAUUUUGUACUUGCAAGAAACUUGUGAUGUCUUUAAUCUUGCAAUUUUAUUUUGUGAAUAGCAUGCGAAAAUAAUAUUGAAGUUAGUUUGGCCACAGUUUUGCUGUGUGGUUGUGUUUAUUAUCGUAUAAUAACUAUUGUUAUUUAGGCUUUGAAUUGCAAUGGCUGGUAAUUAAUUUGUAUUCCUUUUUUUUUCUUACUGUCAGUUUUUUGUGCAUUGACGCUUGUCUUUGCUUAUUAUUUAUAAUGAGUGAUCUCUCUAAAUGUGCACAAACGAGACAUUUAAUCUCUACUGGGUCAAUGUAGUGUUAUUCAGCAAGCAUGUUCACAUAAACAGGAGAUAUUUUACAGGCUUGUGUAUGUUCUCUGGUGUAUUUAUUUAUUGCAGCUUUAUUGCUGGCAACAUUUCUCUUGUCAAUUUUUGUAGUACUAUUUCUGCUUUCAACAUUUAGCACAUCAUCCCACAAAAAUAAAAA
This is a messenger RNA of Bacillus rossius redtenbacheri, 6584 nucleotides long. Its product is annotated as macoilin. NCBI's taxonomy places the organism in Eukaryota, Metazoa, Arthropoda, Insecta, Phasmatodea, Bacillidae. Gene Ontology annotation, cellular component: rough endoplasmic reticulum membrane. The record is from RefSeq and is a predicted model, not a curated record. The coding region runs from base 158 to 2134 and encodes 658 amino acids. The transcript has 13 exons. Gene Ontology annotation, biological process: neuronal signal transduction.